AUUGGAAGCACACUUCCUCAGAAGAUUAAUCCAAACUCAAACUUCACUAACAACCUUCAAAAUGCAGACAGCUUUAACCUCUGCAGCAACUCCCAACGUUGUGCCUUUGACACCUUCAAAGAGUGUCUCCCAUCUUACCAGCUUCCCUGCCAAAUUGACUGGCUCACUUGCUCCACCUCGUUUCACUGCAAUCAAAGUUGCAACUGUCAACUAUGACACUUCAACUGUGGAUUACACCUCUGCCUUCUC
Molecule: messenger RNA, 249 nt
Organism: Lotus japonicus
Lineage: Eukaryota; Viridiplantae; Streptophyta; Magnoliopsida; Fabales; Fabaceae
Product: light-regulated protein, chloroplastic-like
Cellular component (GO): chloroplast
Source: RefSeq, a predicted model, not a curated record